This is a messenger RNA of Vitrella brassicaformis, 1190 nucleotides long. The record is from the annotation of a GenBank genome assembly. Lineage: Eukaryota; Vitrellaceae.
GGUACAUAGCCGUGAGCGCGUGCGCGUGCAUGUGUGUGCAGUGGGUGUGGGUGUAGGUGUGGGUGUAUGAGUGACUGGGUGAGUCGGAGAAAGGCGCAUGUAUAGUGUCCGUGUGUGUGUGUGGUGCAUGGCAUGGAGGCCAGGCAGGUCGACGCCUGGCUCGAGUUCUGUUUCCCACACGCACAAUGUUCCAUCGCCAUCCCAUCCAACAUCCGAUGGAACAUUGUGCGUGUGGGAAACACUGCCUGCAAAUCAAGUUCAUUCACCUGAGUUCAGGCAUCGCCAACCGACCAUAGCUAUACGGCACUCGCACCACGUGCGCCUGCAGCACAUCUCUUAGGUGCACAUCUCUGUACAACCGGGUUGGUCCACAUACAUGUCCAGUGCAGUGCACGGAUGUGGACCAGCUCGGUUGUACAGGUGUGGCUCAAGAAGAGAAGCAAGCACGGCGCCCGCACAGAUACACAUCGCUCGCUCCAGCAACCUGUCUCGCCUGCCUCAGCCAACGCAUAAACACACGACACACACAGUGCAAAGGGUGGCUGCGCUCAUCACAACAAAAAGGAGCCAUCACUUAGAGAGGCUCACACAAUCCAGCCCAUCCAUCCAUCAUACACAAUCUCGCUAUCGACACACACUACAGAGAGAAAGCCGCCGCCCUCCCCUCAGCACCAUCAGAAGUCAGUGCACCUGCCCUUGUGCGACCAGUCGCCAUGAGUGGUGGGCUCCUGUCCCUUGUAGCGGAACCCAUACUCGCCCAUCUCGCUGCCCUCCUCCUCACCCUCACCCUCACUCCCCUCCUUGAACCGCUCCUCCGUCUUGGCCUCGGCAGGGAACACCACCGACCUACUCGCCUCCUCUCCGUCAGCACCUUCAGCCGCCUCUGCACCUGCCCCUGCCGCAUCGGCCUUAAGUUUGUCUUCAUCCUUCUCGCGCAUGUCCUCGUUGGGCGUUGCGUGGCUGGCGGGGUCGACUGAGGGGGACGGCAUGCUGUCGCCUGGGGCAGAGUCAGCCGGCGGCCCUGGGUCUGCGCCUCCGAGAGAUGCGAAACGCCGGUAGACAGCAGUGACAGGAGGGAGGAGGGAUGCGCCGCGCUGCACGAGGGGAGUUGAUGACCGCACCGCAGCCAUGGCGAACGGUCCGGCUGCCCUGGCUAUCGUGUGGAGAUGAAGGGCCAUUUCCACUUUUUC